Molecule: messenger RNA, 3915 nt
Organism: Astyanax mexicanus (Mexican tetra)
Lineage: Eukaryota; Metazoa; Chordata; Actinopteri; Characiformes; Acestrorhamphidae
Gene: metap2a
Product: methionyl aminopeptidase 2a
Exons: 11
Coding region: 91-1443 (450 amino acids)
Biological process (GO): proteolysis
Molecular function (GO): metalloaminopeptidase activity
Source: RefSeq, a predicted model, not a curated record
AUCCAGCAUCAUCACCACCAUCAUCAUCCUCAUUAUCGUAGAAGUCCCUCCCACAAUGCACCGCGUGCUCCCUCUUUUGGAGUUGCGGUCAUGGACGAGCCGGGCAGCGCGCGCAUGAACGGAGAGGCAGACCCUGAAAAGAAGAAGAAGAGGAAGAAGAAGAAGAGCAGGACAGCUCCCUCAGGACACGGUGAACUAGGCGAGGAUGGAGAAGUGGAUGUGAGGAAGCUGGAGGAGAGAGAGAGGGAGGAGGAUGCAGAAGAAGACGGAGAGGAGGGUGACAGCUCUGCUGGGAAAAAGAAGAAGAAGAAGGGGAAGAAAAAGAAAGGCCCCAAGACACAGACUGAUCCUCCGACUGUGCCCAUCUGUGAUCUUUACCCCAGUGAAGCGUUUCCUGUUGGAGAGGAGUGUGAAUAUCCUCUUGCACAGGAUGGACGGAGUGCCGUUUGGCGGAUGAGUAGAGAUGAGAAGCGUGUUAUGGAUAAAGCCAAUGAAGAAAUGUGGAAUGACUUUCGUCAGGCUGCUGAGGCACAUCGGCAGGUGCGGCAGUACGUCAAGAGCUGGAUCAAACCCGGAAUGAGUAUGAUCGACAUCUGUGAGCGUUUGGAAGAUUGCAGUCGGAGGUUAAUUAAGGAGAAUGGUCUGGAUGCAGGUUUGGCUUUCCCCACUGGCUGUUCUCUCAACAACUGUGCUGCUCAUUACACCCCCAACGCUGGAGACCCCACCGUGCUGCAGUACGACGACGUCUGCAAGAUUGACUUUGGAACGCACAUCAACGGGAGGAUUAUUGACUGUGCCUUUACCGUCACUUUUAACCCAAAAUAUGACCGUCUUCUAGAGGCGGUAAAAGAUGCUACAGACACUGGGAUCAAGUGUGCAGGGAUAGACAUACGUCUGUGUGACGUUGGAGAAUCGAUACAGGAAGUGAUGGAGUCGUAUGAGGUGGAAAUAGAUGGGAAAACUUACCAAGUUAAACCAAUCCGAAAUCUGAAUGGCCACUCCAUUGGUCAGUACAGGAUACAUGCUGGCAAAACGGUACCUAUUGUUAAGGGUGGUGAGGCUACUAGGAUGGAGGAGGGUGAGGUGUAUGCUAUUGAGACAUUUGGCAGCACGGGGAAGGGAGUGGUACAUGAUGACAUGGACUGUUCACAUUACAUGAAGAAUUUUGAUGUAGGGCACGUACCAAUCAGGCUGCCGAGAGCUAAGCACCUGCUGAACGUGGUGAAUGAGAAUUUUGGUACGCUGGCGUUUUGUCGCCGCUGGCUGGACCGGCUCGGGGAGAGUAAAUACCUAAUGGCUCUGAAGAACCUGUGUGACCUUGGCAUCAUCGACCCGUACCCACCGCUCUGUGAUGCCAAGGGCUCCUAUACCGCACAGUUUGAACACACCAUCCUACUCAGGCCCACCUGCAAAGAGGUAGUGAGCCGGGGCGAUGACUACUGAGGCACACUGAGGGAAAAUCACAAAGCAGGAUCUUUACCCUGGUAACUUAAGCCUGUUUAAAACAAGUCAUUUAUAUAAGAUGCUCCUCGCUUAUGUUAUCCAGCUAAACUGCGAAAUCCUGCUUUGUGAUAUAAUUCCAUGGCUUCUCAAGAAAAUAAGUAAAAGUAAAGAGUCACUGCUUGUCAAACGUUUGGGGACAUCUAGCUUCCUGUUAAAAAAAGAUACAUAAUACCCAACAUUUUAGUUACGUGCUCUUAUAUCUGCAUAACUUCCACAUUUGUUUUAUUCAUAGUUAAAAUAAAAGUUGUAAUAAGCAUUUAAAGGGAUUAAUUAAUUAAUUCGUCAGUUUGAAAUAAUUUAACACAUCACUAGAGUAUGUGCAAUUCACUACAGACAUUUUAUUGUGGUAUUCUUUUCUUGGAAUUUGGCGCCACCUGCUGGCAAUGUUCUUUAUGUACUUUAAAGAAUGUGCCUGGGUUUAUGAUGCAAUCUUUGUCUGUUUCAUAGUGUUGUUCGGUUGAUCAGUAGUAUAAUAAUUUUAACAAUUUUUGUUUUCAACAGUUGUCUAAUUAAGAAACCUGUCAAAGGUCUGCUGUUUUAAUGACGUGAAACAUGACCAAAAUAUUAAAUAUUAUACAUAUUUGUAAUGUUGGUAACAUUUUAUAAUACUGUUCUAUAGUUAAUAGGUAACUAUGCAGGAACUAAGCAGGAACUAAUGAAUAGUGCUGCAGUAACACCUAAAUCUCUUCUAUCAACUACCAGGGAGUACUAAGUAAUUAAUCAGUAGGUAGUACUGAACUGAACUGAAUGAUUACAGUAAUUUUACUAUUAAUUCAACAUUAAUUAUCUCGACACCACAAAUCUUUAACUACUCACUAUUUAUGUCUCCUUUAUAGUAACUACUCAUUAAUUAUAGCUCACAUCAACAUCAACUGCUCAGCUGAAAUCUCUUACAUGCCACUUACAGAUCUAUUAUUCCUGCAUAGAUAUGGAACAGUAUUAUAAAGUGUUGCUGUUAUGUUUAACAAAAAGGCAUUUUUACUUAUUGAGCAGAGUAACAACAAGCAAAUUCAUGACUUUAAAAGAUGUAAGGUGUCCCCAAACAUUUGAUGGAUAGUGUAAAAAUGUACAAACCAACUUUAAACCAGUUGGAACCUUAUAGCAGGAAAUACUGGGCUAUGUCUGAGGUCUCCUGCAAUUUUUUGCAUGAAAGCUGUAUGAAUUCUUUAACUAUGCAGAGGAUAAGCUAACUUCUAGCUGCUGUCCUGGGCCUGAUUUUCCCAAAUACACUGUAGACAGAAAACUUCUCUUAAACAAUGAGAUGAAUUAAAAGGAAUAAAUCAUGAUUUUAAAAUUAAAAUAUUUAUUCUUUAACACAUCUGAGGGUUGUGUUUAAUUAUUGAAAAGAUGAAUUUAGUUGCCCUUAUUAUCUGGACUCUACCUAUUGAAAUAUCUAAGAAAACUUAAUGACUUCAAACUCAUUUACAGUCACAGUAUUUUGGCUGUUACUAAAUUUUAUUGGUAAGCAUGUAUGUUGUGUACAUGUAUGUAUUUCUGUGUACCUCAAUUAUAUUUGUCAAAUAAGCAAUAACUGUAUAUGUCAUGUAUAAAUUUGUAUAAAGUGAGAUAAAUAUAUACAUAAAUAUUUAAGCAGUGAAUUUUGGACAGAAAUUUAUUUUAAUGGAUUUUAAAAUGAAGAAAUUAAGAUGUGACUGAAGAAAGUGCAGACUUUCAGUUUUAAUAUAAAACCAAUUUUCGCUGCAAAAUAAACCGUUUCAGUAUUGGUAUCACAAUGUGCUCAUGUUCAGUGCACAUAUUUUUAAUUUUUAUCCAUUUUUACUUUUCAGAAUAUUUGCUCUCAUAAUUUAUUUUACUUCAACAUGGAGCAUAUUAUUAAUAUCAUCACACGUUGUAUCACUUGUUUUUUUUUUUUUAGUAUUUCUGUCACACAACCCUUAAAAAUUGAUUACUUAGAUUGAAAAACAAUGAGAAAUUUCUUUAACAUAAAUCAGCUUUGGAAAAUCAGGCCCCACUUAGACCUAUUUUGUACCUAAAUACAAAACAAAAGAGAUACUAGUAGACAGCAACUCUUAGUCCAAAUUUCCCUGCUCUUACAUGCCUAAUUCAGCUAAUGAAGGGCUUCAUGAUUACUUGAUUCGUUGGAUCGGGUGUGUUAAAGCAGAGAUAAUAUAAUGUGACUGAAAAGCACUGCUGCUCUCUAAUUCUACUCUGUGCCUAGCAAAGAGAAAUUAUAAAAAAAUGAGCAUUUAAAAAUUAAGAGUAUGGCUGUUUAGCUUCACAUAGCAUGAGGAUGACUGCAAAAGUAUAAUAAAAAUACCAAAAAUGUUAUGCAUUAUGCUUCUGAAACAUAGUGUAUUUUCAUAAUUGUAUAUGAAGCAUUUGACUUGUAGAAUCCAUAUACCAUUUUAAACUCCCUGAUUUUUUCUGUAAAUUAAAUACCUAUACCAUUUA